This is a messenger RNA of Vicia villosa (hairy vetch), 594 nucleotides long. RefSeq lists its product as uncharacterized. NCBI's taxonomy places the organism in Eukaryota, Viridiplantae, Streptophyta, Magnoliopsida, Fabales, Fabaceae. The record is from RefSeq and is a predicted model, not a curated record. The transcript has 2 exons. The coding region runs from base 1 to 594 and encodes 197 amino acids.
AUGGAGAUUCCAAUAGAAGUGAAAGAAGCGGUAAAGGUGAAUUUCGAGGACAAAGUUAUUGAGUCUAAUUUGGUUAGAUCUUCUUUAGAUGGUCUUGAUUUUAUCUCUUUGAGUUUGGAAGAUAGUAUUUCUCUUGAGGCUCCUUUUUCGGAAGAGGAAAUUAAGGAAGCGGUGUGGAGUUGUGAUUUCAUUGGUAUGUCUCUUCUUUUUAUUAAAAGAUAUUGGUAUUUCAAUGGUAAGGAUAUUGUUGCUUGUUUUAGAGAUUUUCAUGUCGGAGCGGUAUUAUCUAAAUCUAUUACGUCUUAUUUUCUUUCUCUAAUCUCAAAGGUCUCUAAUCCUUUGGGUUUGGAUGAUAAUCGUCCUAUUUGCUUGGUGGGGAGUAUUUAUAAAAUCAUCUCUAAAUUGCUGGCUAGUAGGAUUAAGAAAGUAUUGUCGUCGGUCAUCUCUAAUUGUAAAAGUGAUUUUGUCUCGGGUAGGCAAAUGAUUGAUAGUGUUCUAGUGGUAAAUGAAAUAGUGGAUUACGCUUCUAAGGAAGGAAAGGAAUGUCUUAUGUUCAAAGGAGAUUUUGAAAAAGUAUAUGAUAAAGUUAUUUGA